Molecule: messenger RNA, 3194 nt
Organism: Anguilla rostrata (American eel)
Lineage: Eukaryota; Metazoa; Chordata; Actinopteri; Anguilliformes; Anguillidae
Product: zinc-binding protein A33-like
Exons: 6
Coding region: 69-1493 (474 amino acids)
Biological process (GO): protein ubiquitination
Cellular component (GO): cytoplasm
Molecular function (GO): ubiquitin protein ligase activity; zinc ion binding; protein binding
Source: RefSeq, a predicted model, not a curated record
GGAGCAAGAGCACCUGAACCUAAGUAGACCAAGAACCCAGUGAGGGACAGGACGUAUUUUAUUUCCGGAUGGCUUCAGUUAUGCCUCUUUCAGAAAAAGACCUUCACUGCCCUGUGUGCUGUGAGGUGUUCGUUUUCCCUGUCACUCUAGAGUGCAGGCACACCAUUUGCAAAAUUUGUGUGCAGAAACACUGGGAAUGGAAGGGAUCUCGCGAGUGUCCUGUGUGUCAGAGAAGGUCUUCCACGGACAGACCUCCUAUCAACCUAGCUCUAAAGAUAGCCUCUGAUUCCUUGAUGGGUCUGAAGCUGCAGAACGCUAAGAUGGAUUCCGAGGCCUGGUGCAACCUUCAUAAUGAGCAGCUGAAGGUCUUCUGCCUGUUUGAGGAGAAACCAAUCUGCACUGUUUGUCAGGUGUCAAAGGAACACAGGCUCCAUUUGUGCUGUCCGGUGGAAGAAGCUGCUUUGGAUCGAAAGCGUGAGAUUUCAACACAACUGAACUCAUUCCAAAAACAACUGAAAGCAUUUAACGCAAUUAAAGGAGACUGGACAGAAACAGAAAACUACAUAAAGGUCCAGGCUGACAAAACUGACAGACAAAUAAGGACAGAAUUUGAAAAGUUACAUAAGUUUCUCUGGGAGGAAGAGACAGCCAGGUUGGCAGCCCUGCGAGAGGAAGAAAAAAAGAAAACCCAAACUGUGAAGGAAAAGCUUGAGGGUAUUACAAACACUAUUGCUGUUCUAUCAGACACUAUCAGCAAUUUACAGAAGGCUAUAGAAGCUGACGAUGUGUCCUUCCUACAGGACUUCAAGCAGACAAAGAGCAGAGCGAUAUCUAGAACACCAGAGGUCGAGAGAAUUUCAGGAGCUCUGAUAGAUGUCUCUAAACACCUGGGCUCAUUGAAAUUCCAUGUCUGGAAGAAGAUGUUAGAAAUCAUCAAUUACACUCACAUCACUAUGGACCCCAACACGGCACAUCCAAAUUUGAGCUUCACUCUGGAGCUCAGUAGCGUGAGGUACAGCAGCAAGCACGAGGUGCCCGACAACCCCGAGCGCUGCACCAGCCGCAUGGCAGUCAUGGGGGCCGAGGGCUUCACCUCCGGCAGAUACACCUGGGAUGUGGAGGUGGGGGACAACAGGGACUGGUGCAUCGGGGUGGCCCAAGAGUCCAUCCUUAGGAAGAAGACCAUCUUCCUAAAGCCGGGGGAGGGUUUCUGGACCAUCAGCCUCUGCAACGGAGACACAUACUGGGCCCAGACCUCCCCCCGGACCCGGCUCUCCUUGAAGACCAAGCCUCAGAGGAUCACCGUGGACCUGGACUACGACAAGGGGAAGGUCGCCUUUAUCGACUCCAUCAGCACGAUGCCCAUUUACACGUUCAAGCACAAGUUCAAUGAAAAACUCUUCCCGUACUUUUCACCUGGAAUUAAUGUGGAGGGGAAAAACCAGAGCCCAAUUAAAGUCUGUCCUUUGACAGUGUCUGUAAUGACUAAAUAAAUCAGAGCAGGUAGUAUUAUGAGUAGUACCAAUAGUAGUGGUAAAAGUAGCAACAGGAUGGUUACAACUAAUUCUCUCAUUCAGAGACUUCUAAAACAUUUUCUACAUAUUUUUCUGCAUAUUUGUUUUUCAUAUUCACAACAUAUUUACAUAUUAAGUUUUUUUCAGGAAAAGUCUAAUCUAAGUGUAUUUGAGUAUGGGUAUAUUCUCCAAAAUCCAAAAGCCAGUGGUUCCCAACCAUGUCCUGGGGACCGCCCGUGUAUGCUAGUUUUUGUUCCAACUAGAGUUGCAAUCCCACUAGACAUGAAAAGCACCUAAUUAAAAAAAAAAAAUUGCUUGUUAAAAUUCUGGAAUUGGAACUGUGGUUGGAACGAAAACCAGGUGGUCCCCAGGAUCGAGGUUGAGAACCACUGCCCUUAAGCCUUAGUGCUGCCCAAAGAUAUCAACAAAGACAAAAGGCUAGCAGUCAUCCCACACAAGGAUGACCAAACUGUACUGGGCCAAAAAUGGUACAGGAAAUAACAAGAAAACACGAUAAUGCAAGCCAAUGGAGAAUAGUGUCUACAAAUUGUAGUGAGAACAAUGAUAUUCAGAGCUAGCUCAAAAGCUAGCAUGCUAGUUAGUCUUUUUGAGGAAGUGUAAGAUGAUUACAUUUUUUUAAAUAAAUGAAGGACAGUGUAGAAUGAUGGUAGUGUUAUAGGUAGUGACAUAUAAAAUGAUUUUUAACAAAACUGGCAUAUUUACAUCUUCAUAAGUAUGUUUUCUUCACCACUAAUCUCUUCAUUACUAAUCAGUUAUUCCAAAAAUAUCACUUGAUUACGUUGUGAAAAAAUAGCUUGCUGGUGACAAUGGGGGGAAAAAACCCUAAGAUUUCUAGUACUUCCUUCGCAUAAUCUUGUAGUUCUGAAGGACAGAAAAUCCACUUAGCAAGCACUCUCUGACCCAGUCAGCCUGACAGGGCAGUCCCUUAGUGCUUGCUGUAACACAGAUGAGCCAGAGGGGGCAGCACAGUCAAUAUUGAGUCAAUAGAGUGCAGAAGGCCAGAUGGUUGGCUCCCAGUGUAAAGAACGUUUUAUAUGCAAACUGAGGAUGCCUUCUGUUAAGAACUAGGUGAAGCCAUUUUGGAAUUUAGUUUGGUUUGGCACAGUACGUAUGUCAAGUGACAUAGCAGGGAAGUUCACAUUUUUAAAAAAGUACUCAAGACCCAGAAAGGUUGGUCAAUGGAGAGUAUGGAGGUAUUUUCAGAUUAAAUUGCUUUAAAGACAGAACAGGACCAGUUUUGUUUGUUAUUUUUUGGAAAGGAUGUUUGUUUUGUCUUGGGGCUCCAGGCAGUUUCUGUCCUUGUGGAAAUGCUGUGGUACCAGGCUUUUCUGUAAGUCACCCUUAUUUUGUGAGUAUGUUAAGGUAGGGUUUUGUGGUUUUUGCAUAAAUGUAUAUUUUGGACUGUACAGUAAGUAUCUGGGAAGGAGCAAUUUAUUUCACUUAAGAAAAUCUCAAUUUCUGCACAUGUACCUUCAUGAGGAUGUGAUAUAAUGACUUCAGAAACAAAUUGUGUCGAGGAUAUUCAUAUCUAGCCCAUCUAGGGGUGGGAGUUUAAAAUCAGUUUAAGCAUUCCGCUACAAUGCAUCAGAUGAUUGCUUAUUCAAUGUAUCAAUCUGUUUGUGUCUGUUACUGUUUAAAUAAACCAUUAUGCAUGACAUA